Micropterus dolomieu (smallmouth bass) is the source of this 3350-nucleotide messenger RNA. RefSeq names its product serine threonine kinase 39 (gene stk39). Gene Ontology annotation, biological process: protein phosphorylation. Lineage: Eukaryota; Metazoa; Chordata; Actinopteri; Centrarchiformes; Centrarchidae. Gene Ontology annotation, molecular function: protein serine/threonine kinase activity; ATP binding. Bases 448 to 1965 code for a protein of 505 amino acids. The record is from RefSeq and is a predicted model, not a curated record. The transcript has 18 exons.
CAGCUGCCAAGUCGUUUUAUCUGAACAUCUGAAUGAACUCCCACAUAGUAUUUAAACAUAGUAGUUUGCUUAAAAUAUUAACUAACAACACAAAAUUAGUUAUAAUCUGGAUUGCAGCCAUUAGAACAUCCUGGUAGUUAUUUUAAAGAUGAGUAAAUGGUGAUUUUAAUUACUGUCUUCCUGUGUGUAUCGUGUAGUUAACUUGCAUGUCACUGGUAUGGUUAUAAUGUGCGCGCGCGCGUGUAUGCGGUCCGUUAUUUUCCGGGUUGUGCUCAUCGUUAGCAGCAGUUGCUCUGCCUCAGCCGCCAGCUGACACUUUUACUGGUGAGGUCAAAUUUGAUUCUCUCUCUCUCUCUUACCCUCUCCCUCCCUCCCUCUCUCUCUCUCGGUGUGUCGGCCUGUCUGUCUGUGAGAGAGGCAGCUAACUAGCGCAGAAUCAUCAUCAUCAUGGCGGUUCAAGGCGAAUCUCCGGUUCCCGUCCACCACCCGCAACCAGCGCUGACAACCAGCUGGCCAAUAACCAGGGAGUCGUACGAGCUGCAGGAAGUCAUAGGCAGCGGGGCCACAGCUGUGGUACAGGCAGCCCUCUGUACCCCCAGACAGGAGCGCGUCGCCAUAAAGAGAAUAAACCUGGAAAAAUGCCAGACCAGCAUGGAUGAGCUAUUGAAAGAAAUCCAAGCAAUGAGCCAGUGUAACCAUCCCAAUGUUGUCACCUACUACACCUCCUUUGUAGUAAAGGAUGAACUUUGGUUAGUCAUGAAGCUUCUGAGUGGAGGCUCUAUGCUGGAUAUAAUUAAGCACACAAGCAAAGAUGAGGACAGAAAUCGAGCGCUAGAUGAGCCCAUUAUUGCGUCUAUAUUAAAAGAAGUCCUAGAAGGCCUGGACUAUCUGCACAGAAAUGGACAGAUUCACCGGGAUGUGAAAGCUGGGAACAUACUACUGGGAGAGGAUGGAUCUGUUCAGAUCGCAGAUUUUGGAGUAAGCGCAUUCCUCGCCACAGGGGGGGAUAUGACUAGAAACAAAGUACGAAAGACUUUUGUUGGCACGCCAUGCUGGAUGGCGCCGGAGGUGAUGGAACAGGUUCGAGGCUAUGAUUUCAAAGCAGAUAUAUGGAGUUUUGGAAUUACAGCCAUAGAGUUAGCAACAGGCUCUGCACCCUAUCACCGCUACCCUCCCAUGAAGGUUUUAAUGCUUACCCUACAGAAUGAUCCACCCAAUCUAGAGACAGGUGUAGAGGACAAAGAAGCGCUUAAAAAAUACGGAAAAUCAUUUAGAAAGCUAAUAAGUAUGUGCCUUCAGAAGGAUCCUGCCAAAAGGCCUACAGCCGCAGAGCUUUUGAAGUGUAAAUUCUUCCAAAAGGCCAAGAACAAAGAAUAUCUGGUUGAAAAGCUUUUAUAUCGUGCACCAAAGAUUUCCCAGAGAGCGAAGAAGGUGAGGAGAGUCCCAGGCUCCAGUGGCCACCUGCACAAGACAGAGGAUGGAGACUGGGAGUGGAGCGAUGACGAGCUGGAUGAGGGCAGUGAGGAGGGCAAGGCUGCUGUCAAUCAGGGCAGGUCACGAAGGGUCAAAGACGAGGCCAAAGAUAAUGAGGAGAAUGCCAACAAUGUCCCUAUCGAAGGGCUGUCUAUUCAGCAUCCCCAGGUCGAACCCUUUGAGCAUAGUCCCUACAUUCAAGGUGCUGUGAACAUGGUACUACGGCUAAGGAACUCUAGAAAGGAGCUGAAUGACAUUCGGUUUGAAUUCACUCCUGGGCGAGACACAGCUGAUGGCGUUUCCCAGGAACUGUUCUCGGCGGGCCUGGUCAACGUGCACGAUGUUGUUAUUGUUGCUUCUAACCUUCAGAAGAUUGUAGAUGACCCAACUACCUAUAAAGUGUUGACCUUUAAGUUGGCUUCCGGCUGCGACGACACAGAGAUCCCGGAUGAGGUGAAGCUGAUCGGCUUUGCACAGCUAAGUGUUAGCUGAUGCCCUCUUCAUGCCUGAAGCAGGUGAGACAGUUCAGGGCAGACAGACUGAGGAACACAACACCACUUCCUGCAACAUCUUCCCCAACACCCUCCCUGAAAACUCACUCCCACUCCUCCCUUACCUUCUUUUCACCUUCCCUGAGGCCAAGCACCGCCCCGCCUACGCCUCCAUAGCGCCGACUUCCCUGCUUACUGUCCCCUGACCUUUAACCUUAACAACAUUCCACCGCCCAGCGCACAGAGCGGGAUUAGGAACAGCCCCGGAACCUAAAGAUGUACUCAGGUGGUGACAUAAAGUGAUUAAGAUGUAGCUUUGAAUCUUUUAUUUAUUUUUUUCUUUUACUUUUUACAUCACAUUACCUUUGUGUUCAGCAAAGAUCUUAUUUAUUGAAAUAAGAAGAUAUUUUUAUUUUGUUUCUCAUGCUGUUUUGUUGCCACAGUAAAAACAAAUUUGCUAUGACUCGCAUCUCACAAACACACUUAUUUGUGAUGUUUCCCUGAGGUCUUUGUCAGAAUGUAAGAUUUAGUUAAUAUAUGGGGAAAAGCACAUUUUCAUAAUAACAUAAUGAAUGUUUAAAAAGAGAAUGCAUUUUUUUUUUGUGUCAAGACCUGUUUAGCAAUGACAAGAAGUGACCCAUUUGCUUGAGUGUGCAGAAAAACAAAAUGAGACCUGGAUGCUACUGUGUAUAAUUUGCUACUCUCGACAGUGCUAAUGCUUCAAAAUGUUAGAGGUGCCUUGUUCAUUUUCCUGUGCCUAAGAAAGUAGUCAAAGAGUGAGACCACACAAAGAGCGGGGCCUGCUGAUUGCCAUUUCACAAAUGUAUUACUCCAGCAAUGACACAAAUCAAGUAUCUUAACUUAACAAGACAAGCUACAGUGCACUUUUGGGCUGAGUAUGACAAGCAGAUGCUUAGCCCCGGGAGACAAGUUAACUUAUGUGCUUUUGUUAUCGGCCAUAAAACAUAACCUGUAGUCAUGUAAUCUGCUCUGGCUGAUGUGUAUUCAGAUGCCAGCUUAAUAGACAAAUCCACAUCCAUUUAAUUUUCUUGCUCUGUCCUGCUGCACUACAAAGCCUUUUGUUCCCAAAAAUAUAGUUGUUUCUAAAAUGUAUUGUAUGACAGUGCAUCUGAGGAUGAAACCAAAAGGCAACUGUUGAAAGGGUGACAAGCCAUUUGUUUGUCCAAACAAGUUCAAUAGCUCUAAAUUAUUUUUAAGUAUCGAGGUGGUACAUAUUAACUUCUACUAAAUUCUUUAUUAUGAAGUAAUUUGUUGUGUUUUCUAUGUACAUUAUGUGUACCAUUUCAGCAUAUUACCCCUGUACCUCUGUAAUCAGCUGAUGUCAAAUUUCUGACAAGGAGCAACAAUAAAGAAUUGCUAUUAUUU